This is a messenger RNA of Raphanus sativus (radish), 808 nucleotides long. Its product is annotated as ribulose bisphosphate carboxylase small subunit 1B, chloroplastic-like. The transcript is spliced from 3 exons. The record is from RefSeq and is a predicted model, not a curated record. Bases 83 to 613 code for a protein of 176 amino acids. NCBI's taxonomy places the organism in Eukaryota, Viridiplantae, Streptophyta, Magnoliopsida, Brassicales, Brassicaceae.
GUUGAUACCAUUAUAUAUAGACGACCAAAGUACAAUACCCAAACCUAACUCACAUAGUAAAGAAAAAAAAGAAAAAGGAGAUAUGGCUUCUUCUAUGCUCUCUUCCGCUACAAUGGUCUCUUCUCUGGCUCACGCCACAGUGGUCGCACCAUUCAUAGGACUUAAGUCCUCUGCUUCUUUCCCAUUGACAUGUAAGGCCAACAACGACAUUACUUCCAUCACAAGCAACGGCGGAAGAGUUUGGCCUCCUGUUGGCAAGAAGAAGUUUGAGACUCUCUCUUACCUUCCUGACUUUACCGAUGUUGAAAUAGCUAAGGAAGUUGACUACCUUAUCCGCAACAAAUGGAUUCCAUGUAUUGAAUUCGAGUUGGAGCACGGUUUUGUGUACCGUGAGCACGGAAAUAUCCCUGGAUACUAUGAUGGGCGAUACUGGACAAUGUGGAAGCUUCCAUUGUUUGGAUGCACUGACUCAUCUCAAGUGUUAAAGGAAGUGCAAGAGUGCAAGAAAGGGUACCCCAACGCCUUCAUUAGGAUCAUCGGAUUCGAUAACAACCGUCAAGUUCAGUGUGUCAGUUUCAUCGCCUACAAGCCACUAAGCGUCUCCGAUGCUUAAUGUCACACUUUUGAAUCUUUGUGUAAACAACAAAACUUUAUCCUUCUACACCUUUGAUUCUAUCAUCUGUUUUCUAUAUAAUCUUAUCUUUUGUUUUAAUUUCGGACUUAGCGUUUGUGUUCAGGUUUGCAAGACAUUUUCUAUCGGGUCCUCAAAUGUCUGAUGAAUAAAUAUGAUUUUUCUAUAAAUCAUUGA